UGAGUGGAUUUUUUCACGGUGAGAAAGUGCUUUUGGAGUUGGUACAAGGGAGGAAUUUCAGGCCGAGGAGCUUGAUGGGAGUGAGGACAAGACAAUUGCGCUUGGGAUCGACAUAUUACGAGAGCAUUUUUGCUGUACAAGGGAUUUAAGGGCUUUCGACGUAUUCAAGAUACUGAAAAUACUUGGAGAAGGAAAGGAUGGCUGAAACGCAGAAGAUGAGGAUUUAUGGAAGACAUCCUCCUUGUGCCAGCCUCAGCAGGCUCGAGGAGAGGAGGGCCAGAAGAUUGGCUCUGCGUCUAGAAAGAAACAGAAAGCCGGACAAACCCGAGGAUUUUGUCUGCUAUGAGUCAAGUGACGAUGAAGAGGAGACAGUCAUCGAGGCAAGACAGUACCUCCGUACUUCCUUCAAUUUCGUUGACUACGUGCGGGCGAGGGAAACUAAUACAAGAGAAGUUAGGAAAAUAAAUCAGGAGUAUGGGUCUAGACACAUCCUCACUCACGACCUGUUCAAGGAAUACUCAGUCAGCCUGAACAACAUGAAUAAGGUGUUUUGUUCGCAAUGGCUGAGCGAUCGUCAAGUGGUCUUCGGGACCAAGUGUAAUAAACUCAUGGUGUACGAUGUUGCUACUCAGAAAUUGGAUCAGAUACCUUCGUUGCACGGGAGACAGGGUAACUCCAAUGGUGGACCAGUUGCGGAGACGCAAGCUGGCAUUCAUUCAGUUCAAAUAAAUCCUUCGAGGACGUUACUGAGCACUGGUGCGCGUCACAGCAAUGAAAUAGCGAUUUAUCGAUUACCAACAUUGGAUCCUGUAUGUGUUGGAGAGACAGGACACAGGGAUUGGGUCUUUGAUAUGUGUUGGUUGGACGACGAAUUUCUUGUCUCUGGCUCAAGGGAUACAAAAAUGGCACUCUGGCACAUCAAUAGCAAUCUCGCAGAGGCACCUGAUAAGGCGGAUGUGCCUACACAUAGAUUGAUCUCACCAGUGAGUGUGAAAGAAUGCAAAUCAGCUCAGAAAGUCCGGGCCUUGGUCUUCAAUAAGGCUUACAAUGAAAUAGCAGCACUGUCGUUAAACAGUUUUAUCCAUAUUUGGUCUGCAGAGACAUUUAAACAGAAAAUAUCUAGAAAACUGCCCGCUUGCCAGGAGAACGUCUGUCUCGCUGUCCAAGAUGAUGGCGUUUAUGCCGUGGGAUGUCGUUCAUAUACGCUUCUCUUAGAUGCUAGAACACUCCAGCCUGUCAAGAAGAUCCCUUCUAGAUAUAGCGGGUGUGGGAUAAGGUCUGCAAGCUUCCAGGGAUCGGUACUGACAAUAGGUACUGGCUUAGGCAUGCUCAUGUUCUAUGAUAUAAGAGCACAGAAGUAUUUAGAGUCAUCGAUAAAUUCUAAUCGUACUGUAGUUCUGAAGGCAUCAAAAGGAUAUGUGUUUCCUGACGAGGAGUACAUCGAUGGCUUCCAGAACGUCAAAUACACCCCAGCAAUCUACACUCACUGUUACGAUCAAUCAGGGACACGACUCUUCACCGCUGGAGGUCCACUGCCAGCCAAUUUGUAUGGAAAUUACGCUGGCCUUUGGCAGUAGAUACUCUCAAUGGGGUGUUGGAUCACAUCCACAUCCGGCUCGAUUUGUUACUAAGGUAUGAAACCGAUAGGAACUGCAUCACAAAGGUACCACCCUGAGACUUAAGAUGUCUUCUCUUAAUUCAAGAAGAGAAUUAAAUCGAGAGCUUUCAGGAUCAUAAUUAUUGGUUUCCUCUGCAUAAUAGCUAGACGAGUGUGAAAAACAUUAAUGUUUUUUUUUCUCAUGUAAAAAAGCAGGAAUACAAUUUUCAAGCAACCUUUGUUAUUUCGUAAUUAAUUUGAAAUUAGUUUAACGUUGUAAAUACUUUGAACUUCAUUUUUAGAUGCAUGAAAUCAUAAACGAUGAUGAAGCAUCAUUAAAGUGAUCGUUGAUUUAAGAAAACAUAAGACUUAUUUUUAAUGUGAUUUUUUCUGGUUAGAAAAAUCACUUUUGGUGAUAGAAGUAAAACUAAACAUUAGUCGAAUAACGAAAUGUUCGAGUGUCUGUUGGUCUCCAGCGGGGGUAUGCAUUAGCUUAGAUAAUUCAAUUGUAGUUCAAUUAUUCAAUUAUAGAAACAAAAUUAACACUCAACGAUUUUUGUUGGAAAAGGAGAAAGAACGAUUUUUUUAUUGCAAUUGAAAAAAUAGGUUGAGUGAUUGAAUUGAGUUAAUAGCUCGACCUAAAAAUUGGCGCAUGGCUCACAUAUUCAUUAGCCCUUAUCAGUAAUUACUAGGUUAAGAUGUGACAUUAAUGUGUAAUCCAGAAGUGCUCGGAUGGCUUUCGUAUUUAUUGAUAUUAAAUUGUUAUUUUUAAGAGAUAAUAUUGUCAUUUUAUGAAUAAUCGUAUUAAUCUUAAAAGAUGGAAUGAGUUGAGUGGAAUGAAUGAGCCUGUGAUUAUGUUGAUAAAAAGUGGAUUUAGAAGAUCUAUAUUAGUUAUAUUUUACCAAAACUAUCUUGCGAGCCGAACACUUAUGAAAAAAUACAACUAUUUAAUUUUAUUUACUACUUUAAUGCGAAUUGCGUACCUACGAUUUUAAAAAUUAUUCUACAACUAGCGAGUUUAGAGAAAAAUGGGUGGAGAUAAUUUCUGAGACAAUUACUUGUCUAACAUAUCCACACUUGAUUUGUAUCUUGACUCACUGAUAAUUUUCUAUAGAAUUAAUAGUUUGGAAGGUGCCUACAAAUUAAACGUACAUUAUUCCGUGAAUUUCUUUGGGAUGAGUGGAUUUACUAGAGAAUGUCAAGAGAUUUUUUUUCUGCGAAUGAAAUUCCUCCCAAAAGGGUCCUCGAAAAUACUUUGAAUGUAAUUUCUUCUUAUUCUGUUCCACUCAACCGCAGAUGGAAAUAUUCGAUUAAGAAAGCAUGGUGACUGGAUUAAGAAGAUAGUACUGCACCGUAAUUCUGAAGAUAUGGAAAUCACCGUAAUGAAUAUUGUUAACCAAGUGGUUGAUGUAAAAUAUGAAUCAAUGGCGAGAUGAAUUAAGUGCCAAUUAUGAUUUCGCAAACGAAUGAAUGACGAUAAAUUGUCGGAAUAAUUGAUCGAUUCUAUAAAAGGUAGGAGAAUGCUUAACCCAUCCGUCGAGUGAAUCUGGUGGCAGUUUGUGUGUUGGACUUCCGUUUUGUAUACUUGAAUUUGAGUGGGUGGAACGACAACUUCGACUGUGAGUGUUAUUUUGUAUUUAAAUACCGUGCAAUUCAAUUAUCAAAUAAUGGCAGUGACAUUCUUGUAAAUAAACUAUUCCCACCUA
Molecule: messenger RNA, 3303 nt
Organism: Diachasmimorpha longicaudata
Lineage: Eukaryota; Metazoa; Arthropoda; Insecta; Hymenoptera; Braconidae
Gene: DCAF12
Product: DDB1- and CUL4-associated factor 12 homolog
Exons: 7
Coding region: 198-1577 (459 amino acids)
Cellular component (GO): Cul4-RING E3 ubiquitin ligase complex
Molecular function (GO): protein binding
Source: RefSeq, a predicted model, not a curated record